Molecule: messenger RNA, 2466 nt
Organism: Suillus fuscotomentosus
Lineage: Eukaryota; Fungi; Basidiomycota; Agaricomycetes; Boletales; Suillaceae
Product: cytochrome P450
Exons: 14
Coding region: 467-2002 (511 amino acids)
Molecular function (GO): oxidoreductase activity, acting on paired donors, with incorporation or reduction of molecular oxygen; heme binding; monooxygenase activity
Source: RefSeq, a predicted model, not a curated record
GUUGCAUCUGCAAGGUAUAUGUACAUACAUAUACGUCACAGUGUCUUGGUGCGUUCAAGUGAAGGCCCUUUUGGACAUAAGUCCUCAAAGGUGAUUGGUACUGUCCAAUCACAACAGUGACUGGGCUGCUAGCCGCAACCAUCGGAUUCACUGCGGCAGCACACGUUAUCUGGAUUCUACUGGUGCCGCUGCACCUAAUGAAGGUGUGUAUGACUCCAGUAUUUCAAUUUAAACUUACAUUGGACGCGGAGCUGAUUUGCUGAAAUGGCCGCGGGCCAAAUGAACACCACGAACGACGUCACGUCACAUUGUUGAGGGCCUCAUUAUCCCGUCCACCGGAACCUAACUCAUCAUCUGUAAAUUUGUUAGGAUGGGACAGCGAUAGCCCUAUCGGGGUUUCUAAGUUUUUCCGACAUUUCCUUGCAUUCUCUCCACAGGAAACUUCGUUUUGGUAGCUUGACUUGCCAUGAUCGUUUCCCGCAAGCUCCGUUAUUAUGAGACAACCGUGCACCUCAAGCCCCAUCAAGCUUCACUCUGUCCGACCAUGCUACGGCUGACCGACUUGCAGUUGUCUAGUCACGCUCAACUUUUCGUUGCCGCAACUUGUUUGGGUGUAACAGCCUUGAUUUAUUAUGCCUACCUUGCUAGCACAGAGAGUAGCUUCUCCUAUCCUCCGUCUCCUCCCACGUGGAGACUUCGAGGCCACCUCAUACCCCCUCGCAAUGGAUUUAUGACAGUAGAAUCAUGGAUUGAAGAACAUGGUCCUCUCAUCACCCUACGCGCAGGAAUCAAGAAGCACGUUGUUAUCGGUCGAUAUAAAGCUGCAGUAGAAAUUAUGGAGAGACAUGGCGCAUCGCUGGUCGACCGACCUCGUUUCAUUGCUGCAGGAGAGUUGCUUUCCGGGGGGAUGUUAAUUCCAUUUAUUCGCGCUGGCGAGAGAGCGAUACACACGCAUCUACAGCCAAAAGUAGCUGAGGCAUAUCAACCGCUCCAGAUCUCAUACGCAAAGAACACUGUCAUCGGCAUCCUUAAUGAUCCACACAAUUUCCAGGAUCAUGCGCGAACUUACGCAGCAGCAACGAGCAUGAAGGUUGCAUAUGGGAAGACCACACCUACAUCUGCGACAGAUCCCGAAGUGAAAAGGGUCGCUAAGUUUGCCGAAAAAUUCCGUACUGUAUUGCAUCCUGGCGCGUACCUUGUGGAUUCGAUUCCGUGGCUGAAAUAUCUUCCUUGGUAUGCACGAGACCUACGUGACGGCUGUCGAGACUCGCAGGAGCUCUUCGUCGAGCUAUUCGAUCGUCUGAAACAGGAGAUAGGAGGUGAUGAAGCUGGUCCUUCGCUCGGAAGAUAUCUCUGGGAAAAGAGAAAUUCUAACGAAAUGCCCGAGCUAGAAAUGGCUUGCCUUGCUGGUACUGUCUUUGCAGCUGGAUACGACACGACUACUCUCGCGAUAUGCACAAUCCUAUUGGCAGCUGCCUGUUUCCCCGAGGAACAACGUAAAGUUCAUGAAGAACUGGAUGCGGUUAUCGGGAUCAACAGAGUACCCGCAUUUACCGACAAGAAAUCACUUCCUCGCCUUUGUGCCUUCGUUUCGGAGGCCCUGCGAUGGAGGCCGUUGAUACCUAUGGGUCUACCACACCGCACGACACAAGUGGUUGUUUUUGAAAAUUAUCGUAUUCCAGCCGGGACAACGGUAUCUGGCAAUCACUGGGCCAUCUCUCGUGAUCCAGAUGUCUUCCCUGACCCUCACGCAUUCAAGCCUGAUCGUUGGCUUGAUGCCGAAGGGUGCAUGAGAGAUGACCUCAAGUUCUUUGGAUUCGGCUUUGGUCGGCGGUGGGUGCCUUCUUUCUCGGCGUUCAUAAAUGCGGUUCUUCCGUUGGAUGAUAUGGCUUUCAUGAAUGGCAACUUCCAGAACGAGCAGCCAUGUACGAUUGAUUUUCAGACGAGAAUUCCGGAAGCUGAGCUCAGGCGUAUGAUGGGGAGGGACGUCGAGGACUUUUGAGGAAUCAUGUACCUGUGGUCCGGGCGUUCUAAUUUCACUAGACUCACAGCCAGUCUGCCGUGUGGCCCCGUGCCAGGCUGGUAAUGGACAACAACAGAUGCUACCGCUUUCGCCUCGAAGUACAUAGUUAUUUCACUAUGUAAAAAAUCAGUAGUCUUGUAAAACCUUUCUUGCAACUCAGUUAUGCUGUACACAAUGAUGAGGACGUCUGGGAAAUGGAAAGUCUAGGUCUAGGACUAUCGCCAGUUGGGGGUGGGGGGUUUCGGGUGUUGUCUGGUUCGGCUUUUGCCGGUCAAUGCAGACAGAGAUACUCACCGGGUCGACGAGAGAGGAGUGAGGUUUUCGUCAAAAGCGAGCAAGAGAAGAAUAGACCAGGCUAAAGGAUACAGCCGGAAACCCUCAAAUGUGAAGCAUAGGUUUUCUGAAACACGACGUCACAACCCAAAAACGCUGCUAUAGAGAUG